AAAGGCCCUGUUGAGCAAUAUGUGAUGUGAACAAACACUUCAGAUCGUGCAUACAUUAGAUCAUGUGCUCUUGAAUUGGCUGCUCUGUCUUAGGCUCUGUUUACAGCCUGUUUUGACUUAACUGGAUAACAGUGUCUAUCAACUGUGUAUCUAUCUCGUGUGUCUCCACUUCUAAUCGCCAAUCUCCUCCUGUUUCAGCGUUUACAGGCUCUGUCCUCCCAGGUGUGAGAUCAUUGAUUGGUGCAUUGCCCCUUACAAACCGGUAAUCAUUCAAUACAAAAACUGCAAGAGUUAGAGAUGAGGAUGUUAAAGCUUAACUAACAUAGCAGAGAUUCCUCUUGAUCAUAUCUUUUAAUCACUGAUAAGAUUUUACAGUGGGAGUGGAAUUUCUUGCACUAAGCACAGUGACUGUCUCAUGAUACAGAGAUGCAGGCUUUAAAGGCCUUUAUCACUUCAGGCUAUUUGCUGAAGACACAGCACAAAGACCUCCCUAUUGAGAGACUAUGAAGCCUGUUUAUGUCUUAACGCAAAUGAACAAUCAUUUAAAAAAAUAUGCUGCUAGUUUUCUCACAGGGCGGACAAAACAACAUGAGAACACAGACACAUACAAAAUAAACUUCACAAAAUUAUGCUUGUUACUUGCUGCAAGUACCGUGCUCCAAUAUUAUUUUUAGGUGUACUUCACCAGGCAUCUCUUAUGAACUUUUUCAGAGAGAAAUCAUGUACUUUUUUUUUUAUCACACUACACUUAUUUAAGAGCAGUAGUUACUUUUCAGAUUCAGAUUUAUCAUGAAACAUGAUCAACAAUUCAAAUAUUAUGCGCUCUUAUAGAUUAAAUGACCCAUGACUCCUCCUGGAGCAGGCUACACUAAAUGCAACAACAGUUAAAGUCCAGCAACAUAACAUAUAACCUGAAAAGACCCAUUUUGCAUCACGAUUACUUUUAUCUUUAGCACCUAAAGUAUACUUUGCUGAUGAACUUUUACAUUGUGCUAUUUCUACUUUGCAGACCAGUAACCACUGGUAAGGCAGGGAUUUAAUAUGCUCAUUUUAAUGUGAGCUGUUUGUGGGCUGGCAGUGGUAAAUGUAUGUUAUUAUAACCGCACUCGUUUCAGGUUUAUUGGGAGUAAGAGUAUAUGAUGAGUUGGUGAACAUGGGGUUAAGUUUUCCUCCUCCGCCGAGCAUUUAUCCCUCAUAAUGGGAUGUGCCACCGAGUCGCUCUGCUGGUCUAAGCUACAGCAGGUCAACAUAUUCAGUGCAAGAGGCGGUGCAACAUGGGCUGAGCCUAUUUGCAGGGGUAGGAAGAUGAGCUGUGGAUUCGGCGCUGCACAGCGGUCGUGAUUCUCAUCGAUGAGGAGUCGAUCUGACUGACCGCCUCGGAGACACAGGCAAUGGUGACACGUGGAUUUUUGUGGGCGAGGGGACCCACCGGCCACCGGGUGGAUUAACCCGGUCGACGCAUGGGUGUGUGCGUCGGCGUCCCGGACUGCUCCGAUUUUCUGGUCUCGCUCCGGGACCCGGCGAUGAGCUCUUUAAAGGAAACGGGUUUCGCAGAGACAUCCGGAAAACGCAUCCAUGCGCCAGGGCCACUCCGCAUCCCGAAAUGCUUGUGACAACACAAAGCCUGGCUUUAAGGAGCUCCGAUAGGAAACCGCGCAUGCAAAUCGGCAUGGGUGCGUCAACGCGGUUGUUUCAGUGUUUUUUGCGGAUGAGGCUUUGGAGCGCAGUCGUGCGAUGAGACAAUCUGGAAUAAUCAAGUAGACUUUAUUGAUACAUAAUCCGACAAUAUGGCUGAUCAGAGCAACAUCCAGUCCGCCGCCUCCAAGAGUAUCCGGCCCUUUAAAUCCAGUGAAGAAUACCUGUAUGCCAUGAAGGAGGAUCUGGCUGAAUGGCUGAACACCCUCUACGACCUAGAUAUCACUGCGGACACCUUUAUGGACGGGCUGGAGACGGGCUGCGCCCUGUGUCGGCACGCCAACAACGUGAACCGCGCCGCACAGGACUUCCAGCAGGAGUACCCGGAGGCUGCACAGUCCAUGAAAGUGCCAUCCAAAGAUGUUGUCUUUCAAUCGCGCAACGUCGUGCCGGGCUCGUUUGUGGCACGGGACAACGUGUCCAACUUCAUCACCUGGUGCAGGCAGGAGCUCUGGAUCAAGGACGUCCUCAUGUUCGAGACCAACGACUUGGUGGAGAGGUGCAACGAGAAGAAUUUCGUCCUGUGUCUCCUCGAGGUGGCGCGACGCGGCGCCAAGUUCGGCAUGCUGGCCCCCAUGUUGAUCCAGCUGGAGGAGGAGAUCGAAGAGGAGAUCCGGGACCAGGAGAGCCUGCGGAUCGAUGCCGGGGAGCCAGCUGAGCAGAGCCCGCCUGGCAGGUGUUUUGGUCGGAAGGAGAGCAGCCAGAGUGUGGAGGAUGAGGAUGAACCUGACCCAGAGCCGUUCAUCUGGCCCCAGAAGAGAGUUUUAUGUGACAUGCGAAAUUUGGAUGAGUUGGUGCGGGAGAUUUUGGGCCGAUGUUCUUGUCCAGCUCAGUUUCCGAUGAUCAAGGUGUCGGAGGGGAAGUACAAAGUGGGAGACUCCAGCGCACUGAUCUUCAUCAGGGUCCUUCGCACUCAUGUGAUGGUCCGCGUCGGAGGGGGCUGGGACACAUUAGAGCACUAUUUGGACAAGCAUGACCCGUGUCGCUGUGCUGCUUUUGCCCACCGCUACCACCAGGCUAAAGCCAGUGGCCAAGGUCAGGGGGCUCAGAGCAAGUCCUCGAGCGCCCACUCCUCCCGCUCCACCAGCCCGGGUCCGCACUGGCGAAACGAUGGCAUAGCUCCUUACAAGCCGCCGGACAGGCGUUCCAUGGAGCCCCCUUCUGCCCCAUGUUCCUCUUCCUCCUCCACGCGGUCGGGCCGAUCUCAGAACGCCUCUGCCCACACUGAGCUUGACUCUGGCGCGGCUCGUCCUCUGCUCCCACGGCCGCCACGAGACCGCUCAGAACCCCGCCACUUUAAUCCUCUCAGGAACAAGGAGACAAUGUUACCAGUGACAAGACGGCUGUCUGGAGACAGUGACUCCUCCACAGCUUCAUCUAAAGGAGGAGGAGGGGGUCGGUAUUCUCUUGGUGGUGCCUCACGGCGCUCGGGUGAAGAGGUAGUCCUGCUCGUCAACCGCAAGGAGGGGAAGCAUAUGAUUGAGAGGCCCGGAGCAGGAAAUCAGACCCCAUCCCUCCGUCCCUCACUGCCCCGUGCGCGCAGUCAAUCUCGGGAACGCGCUGCGCUUGCUCCGAUUCUCAAACCCAACCCCCCUCAAGGAUCCUCUGAUGGAGCACGGACAUCUCGAACAGAGAGGGGCCGCUCCCUUGGAAAUGAGGGCCCAAGGAGGCUCCACGCUCCACGUUCCCACAGCCAGAGUAAGUUAUCCAGCCGUACUCGGUCCAGUGAUGCCAGCCCAAGUCCCGCUCCCUUCUGCAGAGACCCUCAGCCCCCGGCUUCGGACAGGCGGGAGGACCUACGGGCCAAACAAGUGCCCCCAUCCUCUCCCAGAAUAGGUGGUGGGUUCACCAAGAGGCAGUCGUCCUCGUGCUCUAACUCACCUGUUAAAGGGGUCCAGGGCAGCAACAGCAGCCCCAGCAAGAAGACUAUAACUACUCCCAGACCUCCUGCCCCGCGCUCACCCUCUGUAGGAAAAGGCAGACUGCUGCCGCCGGUAAACUCAGGAGGUCGACGUUCACCACACUCCUCUCCCCGCAACUCUCACCAUCACGCUACUCGCUCCCCUCGGACGUCGCAGGGCCCUCGCUCUGCUGGCCGUGGACAUCACAGGAACUGGCCUGGCCUGGAGCGCCAGGAGCCCGAGGAGGAAGGACUAGGCUUUGGCUUCCAGAUGCUGCCAACACUAGACCCCCAAAGGGAGCAGGACCUGUAUCGUAGCUUCGAGGCUGAGUUUCUUGCCAAUACGCAGCAGGCUAGAGGAGUGUCUAAUAAAGCCACAGGAGUAGUGGCCCAGCAGGGAGCUGGGACACAUUCAGUGCCAAUACUCACUGAUUCUAAUGUCACUGACUCUGCUUAUUCCUCCUCUAACUCGUCCUCCUCUUCCCUGAACGUGGGGGCAAAGAUAGGAGCUCUGCCUGACCUCAGGGAGUCUAAGAGAACUAAUCCUCGUCACUUCCCGCUCGAGGACCCCUUACAUUUACUUUAUGGACACAAUUUUGGAGGACCACACAACUUCGGUCAAGGAGAGCCUGAACAGUGGGGGGACAGUGGAAUGGGUCUCAAGAAGCUCCCCGCCAUCUCUAGCUCCAUAGAGGAGAGGGAGGUCCCAUCCUCCCUGCCUGGCCUUGGCAACACAGAGUCGGACAGUUUAAUGAAUCAGGUCCCCUCACAACCUGCUUUCCACUGUAGGAACAUGAAUGGAGACCAUGGAGGUUGUCCUCCCACAGGGGGGUUGACAGGUCAGCAGGGUCAGCUUGGCUGGGGCACAGGACCUGAAGGAGAUGUUCCCCUGGAGAAUCACCAGCCAAAUUUACCGUAUGACCUUGAAAAUGGGGACAGGAGUGAUGACCUCCCACCCCCGGAGGCGUGUCCGUCACCUGUUGCCCUCCCCCUCUCUGAGGAUUGCUCCUUCCAGGACUCCUCAAGUGAAAACUCUUCCAUGUGCUUCAGCUUGAGCGAAUCCCGCUCCGAGUCCCCUCCGCCAUCUUCACCCGUGGCAAAUGGGGACACAGACGGAGAAGUGCCGCAGGCUAAGAAAGGGCAGAAGAGGGCAGACGGGGUAGCCCCCAUCUCCAAGCACAAAAUGAGAGGCAGGUUCAGGCCUCGCACCGACAACAGGCCAGAAAACAGCCCCUCGCGUAUCCCCACCCCGGUUAGCUACAGAGACCUUCAGGCUCACAACACUCUCUCCCCGUGCCACACCCCACCGCUGUCCCCUAAGAGCUCUCAUCCUACUGGCCGUCCGGCCACAUGCAAGGGCCUGCACCAGGCCUUUGCAGACAUGAUUCACCCUCAGCCACGAUCCCCAGCCAUGGGCAACAAAGAUUGCUCCUACCCUGGACAGACAGGAAGCCUGGACUCUGAAGCUUGGAUGUAGCACAAAACUGAUGAGUAUGACACAGGUGGUUGUUGUCAUGAACUUUGACUACUGUAUAAAAAAAAAACAGACAGACUUAAGACUGGGCUAUAGACUGUUUUCAUUGCAUGUCAAACACUCCUUCUUUUUCACUUAGUUUCUCUCCUGAACAACUUCAGGGGGUUCACGUUGCUUUUAUUUUGCACUCAAGCCAAAUUAUUUAUUACCAAAGGAAUGGUCUUUAAAACUACUUUUACUGUCAUUUUAAUGUAUGCAUGGGGAUGCUUUCGCCAAUCAGGUGUUUUUUUUUUUUUGUUUGUUUGGGUUUUGGUUUUUUUGCAAGACACUCAAGGUUGAUACAGAGAGGUAGAGAGAGAGCAUAUGUGCUGCCAUGUGCCCCACUGAGGGGCAUGGUAAAGUGCCAGAGAUUUAAAGCUGCAACUCUAUAAGGAGAGAAAACACUAAACCUUUAGUCAGACCCAUUAGCUCCCUCUUGUGGUUUGCCAUAGCAUCUCAGCUUGCCUUGAUGGUCAAAGUACUGUUGACUGUUGUGACCGACUGUGAUAUUUUCAGUCUCUCCACAUUAUUGGUCUUCAUAUGUGACCCAGUAUACUCAUAUUUACAAUAUACUAAUAGGUAACAUAGACACAGGUACCCCCAUCAUUCUUGUGACUUUAUGAACACUACAUGCACUACCAAUCUCUGUACAGUUGUCUGAUGUUAUUAUUAAUGUAUGAUGUCAGCUUUUCACAAUCAGUUGAUGUAGUCAGGAUAGAUAAUGUGUUUUUAAAAUGCUUAAUGUGGUUACAGGUUUUUAGGUUUAUGUUUAAUGCAGUAAAAACAUUUUAAGUUCUACUUUUAAGUGGAUUAAGUGUAAACAUUUGAGGAGCAGUGAAGGUUAUAUUACUUUGUGUCAUUGUCACUGAAACAGAUAUGUUGAGAGCUCUUCUUCCGACCAACCUGUACUCUGGAAACACAACACUAAAAUAUACAUGUACAGAAGACAAACGCUAAGGAGAAUGAAUGUGUAAAUACAUGUUGAUGUGCUCACUGAGAGACGUGGGUAAUUUGUAUAUAAGAAGGCAUUGAAAUAUACAGUUUAAUGUACAUAUUCACUGUAUUAAGUUCUAUGCUGCCUUAGCUAUGCAAUAUUGGUGUUGGAAAUGCCUUGACGAUUCCCUUUGCCUUAAAAUGUAUUCGCAGGUUAGUUUUUGAAUGUUUUUGCUCAACAUCAGUAAGAUCUAUUCAGUAACACUACAUUGCCAUCAUUAACUGUUUAUGAUAACAGAAAUUGGAGAGUUUGAGUGUGAAUGUGGAAAAUUGUGAGGAAGAUUGCCAAUUUAUAUUAUAAAUUAUACUUGAUUUAGAUGUACAAUUCAUGAUGAAGAUAAAUAAUUUAUUGCCUCUGAAUCCUACUUCUUGUUUUUAAACAGGAGAAGCCAGAUAACCUACUUUAGUAGAUUGAUUUCUAAGACAUGACACAAUGUAUGGUGACAUCUAGUGGCUAAAGAAAGACAUGUUUUAUUCACAGUUCAAAAAAAAAAAAAAAAGAAAGAAAAAAAAAGAAGAGGAACAACAGUUUUCUCGACAGUAAUUUUUCUUCCAUACUUUUAGAGUGACAUGUUCUGGUGCUGAUAAGAGCCAAUAAUGAUGGUAUGAUAAGGUGAAGUUUGAUGGAUGAAGAAUGGUUUUGACUUGAGUGACUGCAUGUGUGCAACAAUGCAUGAAUAAUAGAUACUGUAACUGGAUAUCAGGGUUCUCUUGUUAAGGUCUCGCACAGUUGUCAUCGAUAUGAGAGGCCAGACUCCAGCUACAGCACUUCUGUUUUUUGGUAUUUAUCUGGUGUGAACUUUGUAAAAUAUAUUUGAAAGUGGAAAGUAAAGAAAAAAAGCAAAGGACCUGUAGUGUCAGUGCCCUGCAGAAACCCCACAACCUAAAAAAAAAAAAAAAAAAUCUUGUCAGUUAAGAGAAAUUGAUGUUUUUGAAGUGUUACGGAAGUUAGGUAUUUUCCAUAGAGACUGUGGAGGCAAUGUCAGUAAGAAAGAGAAAAAAGUGAUAAAAAGUCAUUUUUGCAGGACACUGACACAAUGAAAAGAGUUGUGCAUAUCUUUGUGUACAUACUAUAUGAGAACAUGUACAGAGGUGGAGUAAAGAAGGGAGCGAUCUUGGUCUAAUUUAUUUAUUUAUGAAAUCAAGUCUCAGCUGGGUCAAGUGACAUCUGUGUCCCAAGUACUGUAGGUGAAUAACUGUUUAGGGAAAUCCAAAUGAGGUAGAGCAUUUUAAGAUUUUCCAAUUUUCUCAACAGUUAACUGUAAACAGACAUAAUCCUUCAAAUAUGUUGCCACUUUAAAAACGGUAAUGAUCCUCCAGACAAAAUAAACAUAUUUUGGCUGUUUUACAUUAUUCAGAGAUACAGCAAUUUGAUUUAAUGCUGACUCAACUACAAAUAGUUUAUGAUUUAUCAGUAUUGUUAGAGCUACAUUGAUCUAAUAUGUAGCUGGUUAUCAAUUUGCCUGUAUAAACAGAUAUUCACUUAUAUUCUGAUUGCUUUAAUUAAAUAUUUGAAGACAUUUGCAUUUUGAUCAACUGGUUUUAAAAAAUCAACCAGUUAUGUGAACUGUGACUUCAUACAAACAUGCAUUAUUCUUGGUAAUAAAUUUCUCUCUUUUUCCUGCACAACGUCAAACAAAUUUCAUGAAACUCUCUUUUCCUCUCUGUCCCCAGCCAGCGAAAUCUGAAUGUUCACGAUCAGACAAUUUCAUGUUUGCUAAUGUUAUUUUCACUAAAACUUAAGUUUAAAUGUACAGAUUGCUUGACAUUGUGGAAUUUGUAUGUAUGAAAUAGCAAUACUGCAAGAUUUCACUGUUUUUUGAAGUUGAAAUGCUGUCAAGUUGUUCUUGUAAUAAAUAUUUUCCUCUGAAGUUUACAAAUUAG
This is a messenger RNA of Lates calcarifer (barramundi perch), 7985 nucleotides long. It is a transcript of the gene gas2l1, whose product is annotated as growth arrest-specific 2 like 1. The record is from RefSeq and is a predicted model, not a curated record. Gene Ontology annotation, cellular component: microtubule plus-end; stress fiber; cytoplasm. NCBI's taxonomy places the organism in Eukaryota, Metazoa, Chordata, Actinopteri, Centropomidae. Gene Ontology annotation, molecular function: microtubule binding; actin filament binding; cytoskeletal adaptor activity. The transcript has 5 exons. Bases 1788 to 5072 code for a protein of 1094 amino acids. Gene Ontology annotation, biological process: regulation of microtubule polymerization or depolymerization; actin crosslink formation; microtubule bundle formation.